Cyclocybe aegerita is the source of this 462-nucleotide messenger RNA. The record is from the annotation of a GenBank genome assembly. Lineage: Eukaryota; Fungi; Basidiomycota; Agaricomycetes; Agaricales; Hemipholiotaceae.
AUGGCUUCCCAAAAGCUCGACGCGCUCAAAACCACUGUUUCUAACCUCCACGAAGUCCCGUAUUGCACUGGCGCUGUUCCUCUGGUCGGAGUGACCUCUACUCUCUUCUACCAGUCGGAAGAUCAGAAAGCGCGGGUCAUUGACUUCGCGAGCGUUACUGACGACCAGCUCGAGGCGCUCACCAAUGCGUGUGACCAGCUACGUUCGGCCGCGACAAGGAGGACGUUUUGGACCAGUCGUAUCGGAAGGCGGGAAAGAUGGAUGUUGGAAAAUUUGCGACGCAUAUCGAGCCUUUCGGGAUGGGAAUUAUCGACACAAUUCGCGACUCCUUGCUUCAUGGACGCAGUGAGGAGGGGGCUGUUCGUGUCGAGCUCUAUAAGCUCAAUGUGUAUGGUCCUGGCGCAUUCUUCAAGGCUCAUGUCGACACCCCACGCAGUGAGGAUAUGUUUGGAUCCCUUGUGA